AUUUAUUUUUUAUGUUUAAAUAAAUAAUCUAAUAAUCAAAUAAACACAAUUUAAGCUUUUAAUACUUUUUCAUUGCAAUUUUGUUUGUUUACAUAAACCUAUACUGCUUAACUUGGAAAAAAAGUUGCCUAAGAGUAUAUUAACUUCCACGGAAGAUAAUUGGAUGUCUACUUGCUACGACCUUAUUUAAAUUUUAAAUAUUUAGAAUAAAACUUGCAUAGAGUAUCUAUGGAAUAAGAUUUACUUAACCGGUUUAUAUAAGAUGGUGCUAAUAUGCUAGGGUUUGAAAAAAUUAUAGAAUGACAAAUGAUAAUUAGUUCUUUCUUCUAUAAUAAAUAAAAAUAAAAUCUAAACUUACAAAUUAUUAGCCAAAAUGCUCGAAACUGAAGAAGUUGACGUAGAUUACUUUACUCCAGCUUCUAGUACAUCUUUAUCUAAGAUAUUUAGUAACACUUUACAAACAGAGGAUGGACAAGAAAAUAGCUCUCUAAAGUACAUACCUCCAUUACCAACUCAAGUUCCUCCAAAACCUGAAGAGGAAAAGCCUACCCAGUGUGUGUUAUAUGUGAUGACUGUGAAUGCUUAUGAAUGGCUCAAAAACUCCUAUGUAUCUAAAGAAAGAAUAGGUUUUACAAUAAUUAAAAUUAUUAAAAGUAGCCUUCAUAACAUUAUACUGUAUGACUCUAAUAAGACAAUAUUAUCAUGUUUGACACUAACUUCUGGUACCGAAAUAAAUAUAAAGGAAAAUGUUAGCAUAUCAUUCUAUGACAAUAAACAGAAAUAUUGGAGUAUUUAUACAAAUUCAUAUGAAAUAAACAAAAUCUUAGAUAUUUUACAAGGAUUAAAUGUAUGCCUUAAAUAUCCUACAGAUGCAGAAAAUGAUUUAUCUAAAAAGGAUGAUAUUGACAUUAGCCAUAGACAAAGCACAUCAUCUUUAGUAAAAAAUCUAAUUAAAAAUGAUGAAAAAGAAAGUGACACAGAUUCUUCGGUAAAUAGAAGAACAAAGGAUUCCAUUUUAAAAAGAAUGGCUACUAUGGGACAAUCAGUUUUACCAUCUACUCAUAUAAUAACAGCACAAACAAGUGAUUCGUCAGACUCAAACGACUUACAAAGCCAACAUAAAGCCAGACACAAACAAUUUAAAAAUGCCAAUAAAAAAAACAUUGAAAAGCAUAUCACAGAAACAGAAAAUGUUAAUGUUUCACAAUUAAAGACAACCAAGCCAUUACUAUCUCCUGAAACAAAUACAUUUCAAAACAAUUAUCAAACUGUGGGUGUUAAAAUAAUGGAUAUUGUAAAAAGCCCAGGAAAUAUUGUAUCUGAUGAAAAUGACAUGUCACUGUUUAUUUCUGAACAAAGAGUAAGCAACAGUGAAUUACGAAUGAAUAUGAGCAGAAUCACGGAUAAAUUAGAUAUUAUGUUGAAUAAAGUGCAAUGUUUAGAUAGUGUUCACACAUCACACUUACAAAAUGAAAUAACAUAUAAAUUGUUAAAUGAAUAUGAAAAAAAAAUCAAAGCUUAUCAAGAUUUCAUAAAAUCAAAAGGGUUUAACUGCGACACAUUUGAAAUUAUUAAUCAUUCCAGUAAAACAGAUGUACCAUGUGAUUGCAAGCAAAAAUGUGAAGAAAAAGAUAGACAAAUAAACAAACUUGAAGGGGAUAUACAAUUGAUUUCCUCAAAAUUAGAGGAAAGAAAACUUAAAAAUAAUGAUGAAAACAGUUUGACUGAACAAAUAAAUGAUACAGUUAUACAUAGAGAACGAACUGAAGUAGCUCAAAAUGAGGAUGUCGCAAACAAGCUUAAAAGUAUAAUGAAUGAAACAUUCCAAAAAAUAUCAAUUAAUUUUGAUAGUGACAAGCAAUAUACAGGUGCAAUUGUAAAAAGUACAGUUGCAUCAGUCAUAAAGAAAACUACAAUGAAUUAUCUGAAAGAGCUUUAAUUAAAAAAAAAUGUUGUGCUCAAUUAUUGAAUUAUCUAUAUUUUAAUA
This is a messenger RNA of Vanessa tameamea, 1987 nucleotides long. RefSeq lists its product as uncharacterized. The coding region runs from base 374 to 1939 and encodes 521 amino acids. Lineage: Eukaryota; Metazoa; Arthropoda; Insecta; Lepidoptera; Nymphalidae. The transcript is spliced from 3 exons. The record is from RefSeq and is a predicted model, not a curated record.